Messenger RNA from Culex pipiens pallens (northern house mosquito), 1170 nucleotides. Its product is annotated as alpha-tocopherol transfer protein-like. Gene Ontology annotation, molecular function: phosphatidylinositol bisphosphate binding. The record is from RefSeq and is a predicted model, not a curated record. NCBI's taxonomy places the organism in Eukaryota, Metazoa, Arthropoda, Insecta, Diptera, Culicidae. Bases 199 to 1026 code for a protein of 275 amino acids. Gene Ontology annotation, cellular component: membrane. The transcript has 6 exons.
CAAAAAACGAGUCUCAUUCUAGAGCAUAGCCUAGUGGUGGAACAUUACGUUAGAGUUUUUUUCGUUGAGGUUUUUAUUAUAGGAGGACGAAAACUUGUAACACAUUGCGGAAAAAGUGUUCAUUGACAACAGGUGCAUCUUUGAAUCGACCCUUAAACUGUGUGGGAGCAUCGUUUAACAGCAAUUUCUUACUAAACGAUGGAUAAAGAGCUAGGGUUACAUUUAAUUACGAUUAAAGAAUGGCUUUCGACACAACGACACCUUCCUCCAAUAAGUGAUCAAGAAAUUAAAACGUUUCUUCACUCAAACUAUUACGAUCUGGAGAAAACCAAAGUAACAAUUGAAAACUAUUACACGUUUCGAACAAAUUGCAAGGACUUUUUCAGCAACCUGGACCUGAACUCUGAGGAACUGCAAAGAAUGAUGACCGUGGUAGAUAUGGGCAUUCUGCCUCAAACAACACCUGAGGGUUACAAAAUUAUCGUUGUUCGUUUGGCGGACACCGAUGCCAGUAAAUUUUCACAAAUCAGCUACAGUAAAUUUGCUGCAAUAGCUUUGGAAGAGUGGCUUAAAGAGGAUGGCUUAGCUGAAGGUCACGUGAUCAUUUAUGACUUUACCGGUUGCCACCUGGGUCACAUCGCGAAGCUGGGUAUCUUCCCCACGAAGAAUUAUUUGUACUAUAUUCAGGAGGCGCUACCGAUUCGCAUGAAAGGGAUGCACUUUGCAAACAUUCCAUCGUUUGUGGACAAAAUUUUGCUCCUUAUGAAACCCUUCAUGAAGCGUGAACUGUACGAUGUGUUGCAUUUGCACAGUACAAACGAAGCAUUGCAAAAAUUUGUACCGCCAAAUUGUCUCCCGAGCGAGUACGGAGGCACUGCUGGUCCAUUUAAGCCGUUUAGAGAUGAGUUUUACGGGAAAUUACUUGCAAAUCGUGAAGCAAUUCUGCGAGGAGAGACGGAGAAACAAGUGGUGGAAAGUGAGCGAGCAUCACGUGGGAACGGAUGGUUCAGCAUGUUUCGCAGAUAACAGGUUGAGAUCCGAUGUGCAAGUGUUGAUCGAGUGGCUCCAAACGCAGCCCCAUCUACCGGAGAUAUCAGAAUACGAACUAAUCUUGUUUUUACAUUCGAAUUAUUAUGAAAUGGAGGCAACGAAAAAAACUAUCGAAGCAUA